UCUUUUGGAUAUAAACUUCGUGUUUCAUGGACUUUGGACUGUCAUUGACAUCUUACAAAGAAAACAAGCUACAAAAAAAUCCUGAUAUGAUUUUGAGUCACUGCAUUAUACCAAUUGCAAAAGAACGAUGAACUCUACAAUGCUUCAAUACAGCGCCCAAGACAGAUUUAUGGAAGCUUUUGUCAGAAAUAUCAUCUUCGUUCUCUUUGGGAUCAUAAUUAACUUCAUCAAUGGAGUGUUUGUGUUUACAUUUUUUAGGAGUUCAAUUUUCUACAGUGAUCCAAGAUAUAUAUUAUAUAUUCACUUGGUUAUCAAUGAUAUGCUUAUGGUUUUUUUCAGUGUCACUCUUUCUGUGAUGGCUUAUGCAUGGCCGAAGGUUCCUUUCUCGUUCUGUGUCAUUCUGCUAAUAAUAACUGCUACUACUAAUAACAACACUCCUCUGACUUUGGCCGGUAUGGCCGUUGAGCGUUACAUUGCCAUCUGCAAACCACUGCAUCACCAUCAGAUCUGCACAGUUCGCAGGACAUAUAUCCUCAUCUAUCUGAUUUGGGGUGUCAGCGUUUUACCUGGACUGACUGACUUGAUUGUCAUAGUAGUUGCUCGUCCUUUAGCUGUCUUUACUACUGCUACUCUCUGUAGUUCAACAAAUGUGUAUAACACACCAUACCAUGAAGAACUGAGAAAAGUUAUAAAUGGCAUAUACUCCUCUGUUGUGUGGGUAAUUAUUGUAUUCACAUAUUGUCGAGUGCUGAUUGCGGCCAGAAGAGCCUCCGCUGAUAAAUCCUCUGCAAAAAAGGCCCAAAGCACCAUCCUGUUACAUGGAGCUCAGCUUCUGUUCUGUAUGUUGUCCUACAUUACUGCUGUCAUAGACAAGAUUUCUGCUCAACUUCCAAUAGAUGAUCGGAAAAAAGUGACCAUUCCUAAUUAUUUUGUAACAAACUUAUUGCCGCGACUGCUUACUCCCCUGAUUUACGGUGUUAGAGAUAAACUUUUUUGCAAUCACAUGAAAAGGAUUUUUGCAUGUAAAAUACUUCUUGUAAAGGUUGAAUCAACUAAACAGUGAGCAAAAGGUUUUUUUGUUUUC
Molecule: messenger RNA, 1084 nt
Organism: Carassius auratus (goldfish)
Lineage: Eukaryota; Metazoa; Chordata; Actinopteri; Cypriniformes; Cyprinidae
Product: odorant receptor 131-2-like
Exons: 1
Coding region: 128-1063 (311 amino acids)
Biological process (GO): G protein-coupled receptor signaling pathway; detection of chemical stimulus involved in sensory perception of smell
Cellular component (GO): membrane
Molecular function (GO): odorant binding; G protein-coupled receptor activity; olfactory receptor activity
Source: RefSeq, a predicted model, not a curated record